CCCCCUUAAUCCAUCCGCCGAUGCUAGGCCGUACAAAUUACCUGGCAUCAGUGAUAACAUGGGUAGAAGAACCAGUAAGAUGCCUAUAACGUUAUCUUUAUCGAUUACCAUCUUCUUGCUCAUUUUAUCGCAUGUAGCUUUAGUCUCUGGAUAUGGGACCACAUAUGAAUUUGGAGAAGACUGUUCCGAUCUUUCUAAAGAUGUAUAUGAGAAUAGUGAAAAAUACGUUGAAUACCAUGGAAAGAAAGUCUCAUCAAUCUGCGACUACUUCAAAUUCCGUGGAGAAGGGGACGAUAUUUUAGACGAGUAUUCAGUCUGUGUGACUCCUCUUUAUUUCAAUGACACUGACUGUGCAGUCGAAAUAGACAUCAAAACAUCCUAUUCUGGCGUCACUAAACACAGAAUAACAUGUACUGCAAACAAAAGAGCAAAGUAUUGUGGACCCCAAGAUGAAAGUCUUUAUAUAAAGUUUAAGACCCAUUUUGGAAGAGAUUCGAAUGAAGCCAACUUUAAAUUAAAGAUCACAGCGAAGAAAGAAUAUGACUUUUUAGACACAGAUGAUAGCUUAGACUAUUCAGCUCUGGUGGGUGCCAUAGUUGGUGGCGUCAUCAGCGGCCUCGUUCUCAUCACAGUGUGUAUUGCUUUAUUUUGCUGGUGUGUGUGUAAACGGAAGCAAUCCCCGGGGAGAGUUGUCAACGCAACUCAGGGAUAUAUGGUAAACCCAUAUGUGGCCCAUGCUGCCCAAACACAACAGAACACAAUGGCGACGCCCUCCAGCAUUUCAUCACCAGGCGUUUAUCCCAUGACAGCAUAUUUACAAGCAGGGAGGCUUGCAAAUCAACAGACACAUGGAAACAGUUUUUCCGAUGCACCACCAAACUAUGCGGCGGUGACAGAGUCAUCAUCCUCACACGUUUGUGACACAAUUCAAGAAUCGUCCAUACCGCCAACUUAUGACGAAGUCGUUCACAAAUAACGUUUAAAUAAAUGAAUGUCUUUCUUCGGUUAAAAAAACGAUGCAUUGACAAAGAAUUAUACUUGCACAUUCCGGUAACAGUCGUUAAUGUUUUAUUUUGCCCAAAAAAGUUAAAAUUAAAGUUCUAAGUCAAAGAAUUGGGAUGAACUAGUUUAUUUGUUAUGUUAAGUAAAAACCGAUAAUACUUUGGUUGAAUAUUUAUGACAGCUUUUAAAAAUUGCAUAUAUUGAAUACAUCUAACAUUUAUGGAGUUUAAGAAACUUCAUAGUAAACAUGUUAAUGUCUUUCAAAUUUGUCGCAGCUAGAAUAACCAGUGAAUGGCAGAGCGAGGAAUACUCUUUCUCUUAUUCAAACUGGGUUUCCUCAACUUUUUAAGGGUCCUAUACUUACAUUCAUUCUUAUCCUAUGACAAGCUUCCAUAAAACUUUUUGUUUGAUAUAAUGUCUUCUUACACAAAAUUAUUCUUUUAAAUGGGGUGGGGGUAAAGCAUAUAUUUGACAGAGUAUAUGUUUUCAACCUCACUUUUGUAUUUUCCCCCUGUUAAAACUAAUUGAAAAGGAAUAAAUGACCAUAGUGUCAUGUUUCAAUAAAGGGAAAAUUCAAUACGUUCCACAACCGAGCCAUUGACGUCAUUCGAAUGUGGAGUUCAAAAUUUUGAUAGUUACCUUUCCUUUGAAACUAUCCACUUUUAUCAAUUAUCAAUUUAGGAAUACAAAGCUUUGAAAUAGAAAUCCAACAUUUAACAUUUCUUGCCCUAAUUUCAUCAUUGCUAAUUUGUAGACAUUUAUGUGACAUUGACGCAUUAGAGUAAUGAAACGUCAAAAAUCAGUUUGAUUUUAAUAUAAUAAUCAUAAAAUUACAAUACAUAAUGCCAUAUUUUGUACAAAACAAUUCAAAUUAUUCGAACUUGAAGCUCAAAAUUUGGAUACUUUUAAGUUAACUUUCCCUUGUAACUAUUCCUGUCAUUAAUAUUGGAAUAUAAAGUUUUCAAACAAAAAACAUCAAGUUUUCAAAUAAAAACCAACAACACUGGAUAUAUGUUGCCCUGAAUUUGUCAUCGCCAAUUUUAGAAACUUAAGUGACAUUGCAUUGAUGCAUAAGAGUAAAAAAAGUCAUAAUUAAGUUUGAUUUGGAUAUAAUUGCCAUAAAAUUACAAUAUAUAUCGCCAUAUUUUGUAUUUAUUGCUCACUUUUUACUACCACAAUGAUCUGUUUUGAAAUGUGCAGUUUUUCGAAUAUAUUCUAAAUUUAACUGAU
Messenger RNA from Magallana angulata, 2232 nucleotides. RefSeq lists its product as uncharacterized. The transcript has 6 exons. The coding region runs from base 59 to 976 and encodes 305 amino acids. NCBI's taxonomy places the organism in Eukaryota, Metazoa, Mollusca, Bivalvia, Ostreida, Ostreidae. The record is from RefSeq and is a predicted model, not a curated record.